AUGUCGCUGCUAGGCUACGGUAGUGCUCAUGACUAUCAGCGACAGCAGUCGUCGUCUCCUAUGAUGCACCGGAUACCUAUUCCAAACCCGGGCGCGAAUAACGGUGCACCGUUUAAAGCCCCCGCACACAAACACGCCCACCAUUUGCAUUCCAUCCCACCGAGGGAGAAGUCUACGAGGACGCUAAUCAUUGACCAUCUCCUCUGGGUUCAUGGGCGCACACGCUUCGCGCAGGCUCGGGCAGAGCUCGGCAUGACUGACCGCACAGGCGGCCCGUCCACGUCUAACUAUGCACACAGGGAGCGGCCCGAAAACUACGAAGAGGAGGAGGAAGUCUAUAGCGACGGAGAAGAUGUGAAUGUACUCAAAGCGAGAGCAGGUGGGCCCGGUCAUCCCCACGGCGACGAAGAGGAGGAGCGGUUCGAGAGGCAAGACUUGCAAUUGGCAAGGAGUCUGAGACUGCGAGCCGAAAGCGUAGAGAAGGUGGCGACAUCGAUACUCGACCAGCCACCACAGGUUCCACCUCUUCACCCGGAUGACAUGCUCGAAACCCCUACGUCUCCGCAGUUACGUCCUCAGGCCGCCCCUCUUCACCAGCAUACCCUCCCUAACGGCGUGCGCCUCCGACUAGCACUCGCGACUGUCGUCAACGAUCUUUUCUCCCGACGCGCUCCUAUUCCUCUCGGCCGUCACCCCUCCGCACAGAUGUCUGCUCCACCCGUUCUACCUUCGGCACUCGUUCCGCUCGCGGCCAUAUCCUCGGCCUCGGCCAACCACCGCUCCCCAUCCUCUACGACGCGCAGACCUCACCCAAGUGACUACAUUCGCUCACUGUACAACGUAGGUGCCGAGGAGGACAACCAGAACUCGCCUCCGUCACUGCGCUGUCCGCGGCAUCUGCACAUGGGUUGCGAAAUAUGUGUCGAGUCCAAAUCGCAGACGUCCAGCCGCGGCGGGGGAUCUUCUCGCGGACGCAGCGUACCGGGGCGCACGGUAUCGAGCACGGGCAGUAGCCCAGAUGACAUGGGCAACCAGUCCAGCGGUGCACUCGUCGGGGGCGUCACGGGUUGGCAAGACGGGAGCGGGAUCGGCUCUGGGCUGGCGCGACCUGGUCCUCGAGGGACGGUGUUACGCCGGCCAUCUGGCGCGGCGUCUGCGGCAAGCGACGCAAAUGCCAUGAGCAAUACGAAGCUUGCUGAGCUCAUCGUGCGCUUCAUGCGGCUGAGUGCACUCGUCGCCAUGGAGCUAGGGAGAGAGGCUACAGAAGAUCGCAUUUCCUUGGAUGGCGGAGAGAGUCGGGGUGAGGACGGCGCGUCAGCACCACAGGCACAGGCAGCCAGCUCGUCCGCUCCCCGUGGUCUCAUGUCUCCUCGCCCCCUCGGGCAGCGCCAGUUGGCUGCAGAAGCGGGGAUGUUCUACCAUGCUCUGCGCCCGUCGCGGGAAUGGUACUUUCUAUUGGCAGGCCUCCUUACACGGGCUGUUUUCGAGGGGUACAUGUCCGCUGGGUGGAGAGGCACCGAGCCGCUGGAAGUCCUCCUCGGCGUCGGUCUCGGUAUGGUGCCACUUAAGUCGCACCCUCCCCAGGCGACGAAUGGAAAUCAGGGAGGGGCAAUGAGUCGUGAGAAUGGUAACGAGCAGAAUGUCGAUAAAGAACGAGAGGAGGAUAACGAUUUCACUGCAUUUGACCCUGACGACCUCCCAGACCUGGAAGAUACUGCCCGCGUGCUGUUCCCGUCGCUCAGAGACGUCGGUGUCGGUCCAGGCGGUGCUCCUUAUUAUCGGAGGGAAGGUGGAGAGCUCGAGUAUGAGAUGGAGAUGAAGGAUAGGUUGUCACGGUUCUAUGAUGUACCAGGCUCCACCCCUGACCUGGCGACGCACAUGGAGGAUCUUGCAUGGCAGUUUCCCGGUGAGGUUGUCGAGCGCGCAGCGGUCCGAUUCUGUGAGGCUGUGGCGCGAUGGAGAGGAAAACCCGAGCUAGAGACUUACAAGAAAGCGCCGUGGGUCGCCGGCCAAAGGGAGCAUAGGACAAGCGGGGGGACUGCGAUGUCGAUAGAUGCCCUUGUGCAUUCUAACCCAACUAGUCCCUCAAAUACGGCUGAUCAUGCGAGUGUCCAGUCACCGUAUCGCCCGGAGCCACCCAGAAACCGUAGGCCGCCGAUCGAGAGGUACUUCACUGUGCCGCAGUUAUUACUCAUGCAAGGACGGAAGAGGCGGCGCUCGGACACAGAUCGUGGUGAGGAGGGCCGGAGAGGUUUCAGUUGA
This is a messenger RNA of Sparassis crispa, 2262 nucleotides long. RefSeq lists its product as hypothetical. NCBI's taxonomy places the organism in Eukaryota, Fungi, Basidiomycota, Agaricomycetes, Polyporales, Sparassidaceae. The transcript has 3 exons. The record is from RefSeq and is a predicted model, not a curated record. The coding region runs from base 1 to 2262 and encodes 753 amino acids.